UGCAGUUUCGGGCGGGAUGAUUCAAAACAAGAUGGACUUUUUAUCAGCGCUGCGCUUUCUGAAGUUAAAAGAAAUUCCAGACGCCUGGGUGGACGAGGUGUGGGACUUAGAGUUCACAGAAAGGAAACCACUGGAUGACAACACAGAGGAAGAACUUGCAGCCAGUGGAGAGAAGGCCUUCAGAACUCUGUACCAGUGUUUACUUGUCCAUGCUAUUGACCAGCAACAGUCUGCAGACAGGGAUGGCGCACAGACCAUCUGGGCGACACUGGGAGAGAACGGGGUGUCAGUCAAGUCUCUGGUGGCUGUGCUGUCUUCCUUUGUCUUGGCGGGAAAAACCAAAGGGGCCAAUGCCCAGCAGAGAGUGAGCAGCCUGCACGCCGCCUCAGUCUACCUGCUGCUGCUGGGAAUCCCAGGGAGCAUCGCUAACAAGGUUUUUCAUGAGGUUUUAUUGGACACGUGUGCAGACUUGACCUCUCACUGCUGGCCUCAGGACUCUGGAAAGAAGCGUAAGAAAGACGGCCCGAAGAGUUCUCAGGCAGAGGGCAAGCGCUCCAAACCACAGCGGAAAGACCCUCACGAGAUGGAAAUGGAUGAUGAAGAGGAGGAGGAAGAGGAGCUUCAUUUCUCUGGUCAGGAGUUGAUGAAGAUCAGAGAUGCAGUGGUUCUCUUGGUUCAAAGCCUUCUCAGACUUCUGCAGACUUUUCCACUCAAAGACCAACCGCAGAGCGCCAGCAACUGCAUGAAUAUCUUCAGUAAGCUGCUGUACUUUGAGCCAGUCAUCGGAGAGCUAACCUUUGCUGCUGCGCAAGAUAUGAGCAAGCUGAGGAGUGUUCCUGAGAUGGCUUUCUACGGCCUGCAGCUGCUCUGCUUGCCAAAACACGGAGACCAGAAAGAGUCCCUGCGGAGAGUUUUCCACCAGCUUCUCUACGUGAUCCUGAUGAUGAAGAAAAGCAGCAGAGGGAAACCCUCCCUGCUUGUAUCCAGCCAGGCCACCCUCUCCACCCGCGACCAGGCCAUCCAUUUUGUUUGUCAUCUUGUGAAUGAGCUGAAGGAGUUGGCGCUGCCUCUUCUACAGAUCCUCCUGCAGCAUAUCUGCUUCCAGAUGGUGGAGAAGAGCGAGUUUCGAAGCCACGGCGCCCAGUCUGUGGGGAUGUUGACUUCUCAGAUGGAGAGUACAGACUACGCUUGCUUCAUCAAGUGGCUGCUUAACUUCUCCAGAAGCUCAAAGAUGGUGCACCGGCUGUUCUCUAUAGACGUGGUGAUGGUUUUGCUGGAGCAGCCAGAGAGGGGGGCGGAGGAGUGUCAGGACCAUGAGCUCACCUGCUUCCUACCUCACAAGUUCCUGAUCCAGAGCCUGCUGUUUGCUCGGCGCAUGGACAGCUCUCCUACUGUCCAAAGCCAUGCCCUGGCAUGCCUGGCCCAUUGUCUAGAGCUGUCAUCAUUCAAUGUCACCCAGGCUGUCCACAACCUCUUCUCUGCCACUGGAACCCAGACAGUGUUGGAAAGUGAAAUCACAGAAGGAAGUCUCAGUUCCCAGCAGACUCAGAAAACCUUCCGUACUCUGCCGUUCAGGACCGUGGAGAUCAGCAGCACUGACGGCUCCAGCUGUGACGCAAAAGAAAACCUGGCUCUUCUCCUGCGGCGUGUGGAAGACUCGAAGACUAAUGUGAGGAAAUCAGCUCUGCAGGCCCUGGUCAGUCUCCUGAGACAUGAAGUGAUCCCCAUGAGCAUGGAGAACUUGGCUACACUGUCUGAGCGCUGCAGAGACCCGGCUGUGUCUGUGAAGAAGAAGGCCCUUCAGUGUGUGGGAGAGCUGCUCACUGCUAAACCACAGUGCCAUGUGGUGCAGAAGGCGUGGCUGCAGGGUGUGGUGCCGGCGGUGGUGGACUCUGAGAGCUCAGUGCAGGACAAGGCCCUGGAGGCUCUGGACCAGGUGCUGCUCAGCCAGAUCAAACCGUUUUCUGCUGGCUGCCACCUGAAUGCCAGUCAGAGGCUGACCUGGGACCUGCUGGGCCUGCUCUGUCAUGAGUGCCAUAACCUCAGCCGAUAUUUCAGCAGGGCCUUCACCAUCUGGUGCAAACAGAACAAGUUUACACCGACAUUCGUCACCAACCUGAUCUCACACACGGAGGCAGAUCACGCUGCCGGGGCCUGGCUGCUGCUCUCUAAGGUUGUUGCUUCUUCUCCCGUGCUGCCCUACAGCAAGAUCCUGGACGCCUGGGACAGCAUGGUCAAUUCAAAGGACAUAAACGUGACAACCUGCUGUCACAUCCUGUGCGUGAUGGGAGACAUUGCAGCACAUUUGAACAAAGACACCAAAGAUAGGAUAGUUGAUGAUCUGAUGUCCUGGUUGAAGAGUUUUACUUUGUCUCUGGAGGUGAUCUGUGCAGCUGUGGAGACUCUACAUCAAUUUGGCCGCAGUGAGGACAUCAAACAGACUCAGGGUUUUCUGAACCAGCACUGUGGUGAGUUGGUGUCUGUCUGCGAGGCUUAUUUAGCCAGCAUCAUCCUGAGUGAAAAGGGAACCCAGAACCUCAAUGAGAAACUGAUGAUAAAACACCUCCACACUUUGGGUGUGGUGUCACUCCACUGUCCUGCCAAGGUUACCAAAAGGACAGUGCUGCUGGUGGAAUCUGUCCUCACGACACACUCUGACAAACUGGCAGAGCACCAGGAGGAGCUGCCAGCCUCGCUGCCUCUGUCUCAGUUCAAAACAAACUCUCUGCCUACCAAAGUCAGAGCUCAUGGAGUCAUCACUUUAGGUAAACUGUGUUUGCAACAUGAAGAACUAGCCCAGAAGUACCUGCCAGUGUUUGCCAGGGAGCUGGAAGUCGGCACAGAGGUUGCCGUGCGCAACAAUGUGGUGGUGAUUAUGUGUGAUCUGUGUGUUCGAUACACCAACAUCGUGGAUCACUAUAUUCCCAACAUCUCGGCCUGUCUGCGAGACAAUGAAGCUGUCAUCAGGAAACAGACUCUCAUCAUGCUGACUAACCUGCUCCAGGAGGAAUUUGUGAAAUGGAAAGGCUCCCUCUUCUUUCGCUUCAUGGUGAUGCUGGUUGACCCAGUUCCUGCUAUUGCCAGUCUGUGUGAAUACUGCCUGCUUCACCUGCUGCUGAAGAAGAGCCCAGAAAUGUUCAGCCAGCACUUCAUCGAGUGCAUCUUCCACUUCAACUCCUACAGCAAACACAAGUGCUACAACAAGUUCCCUCAAAGUGAGAGAGAAAAGGUUCGGUUCUCCCUGAAAGGAGCUCAGUACCGUGACAAGCGUUUUCGGAUCUACCGCUUCCUCUUGGAGCACUUUACAGACACCCAGCGUUUCAACAUCACCAACAAGAUCAACCAGACCAUCCUUGCAUGCUUUGCAGACGAGGAGCUGCCUCUAGAUGCAGAUGGUGCUGACAUUUUGUCAGAGACCUUCAACAUCUUGAGUCUGAAGGAGAUGAAGCUGCAGGCCAUAUCUAGUGCGGCAGGAGGUGCGGCAGGGGAGGAACCAGAGGAGGAGAACAUGGCCACCAUGGCUAAGGCAGUCCUGCAGGCCGCGCAGAAUAAGGUGGUGUCACAGGUCCAAAAGAAAGCUUUCAUAGAGAACACAGUUCCUCUCAUCAUCAGCCUGAAGAGCCUGCUGGAACAAAAGCGUUCUCCUGUCCUCAGAGACCUCAUGGCCUACCUCCAGGUGACAAUGCAAGACUACCGCAACGAGGUGAAGGAGUUUUUCUCUGGAGAUGAGCAGCUGGCAGCUGAAGUGGAGUUUGCUCUGAAGACAGCUGAGAAGGAGAGAGAGAUGGAGGAACAGAUGGACAACUGCAGCCUGACAGGAGACGCCAGGACUCCCACUGCACAGUGUUCAGUCCAGGGCUCUCCCAUCAGGCCCAGGCCCAGGCCCCUCCUCCCGUUUAGUUUUGCCACACCACAGCCACAUCCAAACCCCGCCUCUGCCAGACUAGCACACACUGACAGUCGUGUGCGCAGAUCCAGGCAGGAAGAACACGUCCAGUCUAAGUCAUUCACUCUGAACAGAACAGUGAUGCCUAAAGGAGCAGUGAAUGACAGAGCCAUCAGCACGCCUAAAGGUGUCACCGUCAAUUUAACAUUUGAUGAAGGAGUCAGCGCGAUCUUCAGUGACCGAGGAACAAGUCUUGCCGGGGAGACCAGUGUUCUUCAUGUGCGGUCAAAUGAGCAGCAAGCUCCUGGGCUGAGGCAGUGGAAUGUGCAGUCUCCUCUCCGCCACAAGACAAAAACAUCUAAUGCUUAGCUGCCCUAAAGCUUCAUUUCUUUUGUUUCUGUUUUUUGUCUUUACUACAUCUUCUACUGUCACUGCUUCUUACAUGUCCAUGUCCAUCUACAUGCUCUCGAUUAAUAUUCUCUCAUCUUUAUCUUUCAUAUGUUUGUGUCACUGCAGGUCUUUCUGAUAAUAAAGGUGACCUUGACUUCAAAAUAUUUUUUGGCCAGAUUCUUGCUGGUUAACACAAUGUAAAUAAGACCUACACUGUCUGGGGAAUUUCCUCCUUUUGUGGUAAAUUAGUGUUACGACUGUCUGUUUCUGCUCUUUAAGUCCUUUUACACUAACUUUUGUUAAGGUAAAAAAUAUGCCCUAUUGAAAUGCAGUUAAGAGUGCUACAAUAUGCUGAUACCUUUUUUGUGUUUUCAUUUUUGUGCUUUGCAUCUACCUUAAUCACUGGUUUAAUGCACCCCCUGGGGGGCCAUGCCCUUUUACCCUCCCGACUAGCCUGGCUAGAUGACAAUCUGCACUGAUCUGGAAAUGUAGCUAGAUUAAAUAAUUUUCCCCUCAAUAUUACUGUAGCUCCAGCCCUCUCACCUCAGAGGGACUCUCCUCCUACCAUUCAAGCUCCUCUUUAUUGGAACACCUCGAGCUCUUGAUCAACGACCUACUCUAACUCCAGCCUACCUUAGCCAGUGCUGUGCAGACCUAAGGAAACAAGGAAAGUAUGUGUUAGUCACAAUAAGGGAAGUCGCGCCAUGACUCUCAGGGUCUGAGGUGUUCACGUCAUUAGACGCCACCAGUGGAUUUUAUCAAAAUAUCCACUGAGGAUAGCUGUGAAUUAACCAUUCAGAUUAAGCACAGCUAAAUGUAAGUUCAACAACGGCAUAUGUACUUAGUGGGUAGACUGUAGCCGUUCUUGUAAACAGUGUGUUCUCACGCAGACCACACAUGAGCAGCCCCUGGUCAAGCUCAUCAAAGAUCUUGAUCAGAUCGAUAAGAAUGGGCUCAGUGAAGCCCUCCAGAAAGGUCAUCAAUGCAAAACCUCAGGUCCAGCUCAGCGGGAUCAUCCAUCAAGUGUUGGUAUCCAACUACCUCAUUUCUCAUUAACGAAACAUGUAAUGAAUUGAAUAAAAUAAAAAUCGAACAUGGCUGUUGUUAGUAUUCACAGCUGUCGUGUGUGUUUUAGUUUUGGGAUGUUUUGGCUGAGCUUUUCUCUGCCAUUCUUGUGUGAAUAGCAGACAUGAAGUCCAUGAAUAAAAUCCUAGUGUGUGGGCAUCCUGAGUCCAGGUAUUUGGCACUGUGUCCUGUGAUUUACCCGGCAGGCAGAGUAUAGAGGAUUGAUUUUGCCACCAUGCUGGAGAGAUAAUCACACUACUCUCUCCAUGCAUUUACACACCACCAUGUCAGGGCAACUGACCUGCAGUCAUUCAGGUCCUUAGCAUGUGUCCUUUUAGAAACUGGGAUUAUUGUGCAUCCAUCACUAGCUGGGAACACAGCCAGAAACCAGAGGAUGCUGACACAGCCUGGUGAAGCAGCCUUUGAACGCCUUGCCUCUGAGACUUUGUGUGCAUUGACUCUGCUCAGGGUGGAGGUCACCAACUGCUCAUCUACGGUGAGAGCUUGGUGGGAUGGGAUGGGCUGAGGCUGGGGAGGGGCCAGUUUUCUGGUGCGCUGCAGCUGUUAACGACUGAAUAAGUUAAGGUGGGGUCCUGUAGGUUAAUCACUGCCGAUGUGGGGGCUCUACACAUCAUAAUGUUUAACCCCUGCUAUGCCCCCUUUGCAUUUCCAGAUAUUAGCUGCUCCUCUACCUUGUUUUUGUAGUGGAUCUUGGCAAACAUGGACAGGCAGAUUUUCAUCGCUUGUUGUUUGGAUGAGGAGUUAGUUGUUCGAUGACAGUGACAGUGUCCUUACAGUAUAAAAUACAAAAGUCACGACAAACCUCAAGAAAUCUGAAGUUUGUCUCCAUACAGAGCCCACCCCCAGCUGACUGACAUGUUUUUUUCAUUCCUGUCAAAGCAUAUGAUAUUAAACUGGUGCUUUUCCAGACAGCUUAAAGCUUGCCAUUGUUCAGCCACUGCUAAAAAGUAGUAAUUUAGACCCCCUGUCUUUGAUUAACUACAGACAAAUCUCAAGGUCCUGAAGAAAAUCAUUUCUUCCAAACGGAUGUCUCUUAUGAACGACGAGUGUGUUUCAUUCACUUUCCAGUCUGGUUUUCGAGCACUUCAGUGCUGACGCCACUCGACAGUACUGAGAAACACAACUGAAGUUUGGGAGAAACACUGAUUUUCUGCUGAACCUAAAAAGUAAUCAUGGUGUCAUGCAUUUCAAGGUUUCUAUAUGCUAGCAAAACCAUCAUAGCAAAAUAUGUCAAAACAACAUGUCAGACAUGUUUAAACAUUAUGAGCUUUCAGGUCAUCUUAUUGUCGGUACUUUUGCUGUUCUGGGUAUGGACUUAAUUUUUCUGGGCAAAGUAACUGAAAAAGCCUCAUAGUGUCCACACUCAUCUUCCUGAUAUCUUUCAAUAACGUGCAUUACAUCCUUUCCUGUAAGGUUUUUGUAAAUGAUUCUUAUUGUAUAAAAUAACUGUAAUAAAGCUAUUAGUAGCAGUAGUAGUGGUACUAAUGGUGACGUGAGUGAGUAAUGUCUGUACUGUAUGAAUGGAUUAGAAAUGGUCAGUCAUUGACUGUUUUGGUGUCACAGGGUUAGUGACACUGUAUGACUGCUGACUGUUCAUCUGAAAUAAUAAAAAUCUCUUUCUAUCUAAAUGAGUAAAGUGGUUAUAAAUAUGUUUAUUUGAGGUUUCUAUGUAUUCUUUAAGAUGCAACCUGCAUUAAUCAUGAAACAUUUGUCUGUUGAACCUGUCGAGAAUCCCAUUCUCAAGAUUUGACUUUCCACUUUCAGAUGUGACGAUAAGAUGCAGCAGUGACUGUCGCCACGGCGAUGUAGUUAAAAAAAAAUAAUUCCUCAAGAUAUUUUUAAAAGCUUCUAACAACUUUUUCUUGUUUUCUAGCGCUAAGCUAACAAGCAAACAUUAUCGAAAGGUUUCCUGGGACGUUGCAUUGGUUCACAGUUCACUGAGCAUGUUAAUGGAGACAGUCACGACUGAACAAUGCAACGACGAGUGAAGGUUUUCAUCUGGAAACCCUCCAGCACAGGCUGUCUGUUGUGUCCGAUGAGAUGCAUAAUCUGGCCAAACAUGUCUCUAAACGGUCAGCGAAGGCUCGAAAGACGUGGACGCCCUCCUCCACCUGCAGCCCCGGCGCCAUCUACAGGUAGACUGACUGCCAGCUGACAGAUGCCAGAUGUGAUGCAUUUAGUUUUGUUCAAUAAUGAUUUGUUCUUUCUCACCCAUUUACUAAUGGUAUACAACUGGACGUGUAAACUCUGGCCCAGCUCCAGUAAUGUUGGUGACACAACAGAGUCAUCCAGCAUACUGUACAUAAGUACUCAGCAUUUUUAAAAACAUGGUAAAUCAUUUCUAGAAAUGGAGAAUAAAAGUGGUAUCGAGCAACACUCUUGUCAAACACCUUUUGCUGCCAGAAAAGCUGCCUUUGAAAAACACAGUGUUCUGCCAGAGAGGUAACUCUCCAUUCAGGCAAGAGCUGCAGGUGCCAAACUGAGCUUGGCAAUUAGAUUACUGUGAUCAAUGGCAUCAAAAGCUGCAGUAAAAUCCAAGAGCACAGCCCCUACUAGCUUCCUGUCAUACAGAUAUGUUCCCCAUUGAUCACGUGUGUACUAAUGCAGUGGUAGUAGAGAGCCCUGGUCUAUGAGCAGCGGUGUUGAUGUCAGUACUCUUUUGUACUGUUGUGUAAUUUAUCAUACACAAAUUACCUUACAAUAAUUACUUUCUUUAUUCGCUCUCAUUGAGUACUGGUAUUCUACUGUGACAUAUAUAUUUUUUUUUCUGUGCAAUGAAGUUUAUCAGCCAGGUCCUGCCAAGCAGUGGUAUGAUGAUGAUCAUAAAUGCUGUAGUCACUUUAUCCACCUUUGUGCAAUUUGUGUAAAAUCUAUGAAAUUCCAUAGAAUUUUUGAUAGUAUUUUUGUACUGCAAUUGUUCUUAUAGUUCUUUGUGGCAAUA
Messenger RNA from Chelmon rostratus (copperband butterflyfish), 8303 nucleotides. RefSeq names its product non-SMC condensin II complex, subunit D3 (gene ncapd3). The record is from RefSeq and is a predicted model, not a curated record. Gene Ontology annotation, molecular function: histone binding. The transcript is spliced from 35 exons. Bases 17 to 4255 code for a protein of 1412 amino acids. Gene Ontology annotation, biological process: mitotic chromosome condensation; meiotic chromosome condensation. Gene Ontology annotation, cellular component: condensin complex; condensed chromosome, centromeric region. Lineage: Eukaryota; Metazoa; Chordata; Actinopteri; Chaetodontiformes; Chaetodontidae.